Choloepus didactylus (southern two-toed sloth) is the source of this 2182-nucleotide messenger RNA. Its product is annotated as nuclear RNA export factor 2-like. Bases 132 to 1967 code for a protein of 611 amino acids. Gene Ontology annotation, molecular function: protein binding; RNA binding. The transcript has 21 exons. Lineage: Eukaryota; Metazoa; Chordata; Mammalia; Pilosa; Megalonychidae. Gene Ontology annotation, biological process: poly(A)+ mRNA export from nucleus. The record is from RefSeq and is a predicted model, not a curated record. Gene Ontology annotation, cellular component: nucleus; cytoplasm.
GGAGUCUGCUCUAACAGCCUCCUUUCAGCCUCUGUCGACCUACCUUAACCCCCUGGCUCCAGAUCCUGCAGAUUCCCCCACAAACACUCUGUGAGAACGGUGGUGACAGGUUUCUGCCCGCAGGCCACACCAUGGAGUACAGUGACAAACAUAGCUCCUUUCAAAGAAGAGCAAGAUGCUGGAGUAGUUUCCGAAGGAGGCAUAGAAAUUGGUAUGAACGAGGCAGUUCUGCCAUUCGUCCUUCAUCCCACCAGGAACAAGAUGGAGAUAUGGCAAUGAGUGAUGCCUAUGUGAGACCCCGAGUAAGAGACAGUCCCUAUGCCGAGCAAACCUACCUUAGGAGUGACCAAUGGCAUUAUCAGUGCCAUGUCCGUGCUGAUAUAGACAUGUGGAAGGAGAGAAUUCCUCCAGAGAGAGCAAUGGAGGAGAAAAGGCAGGAUCAAACCCCAACAAGCUGGUUCAAGAUCACUGUUCCUUAUGGGAGAAAGUAUAACAAGACAUGGCUACUGGAUUCAAUCCAGAGCCUUUGCAGUGUCCCCUUCACGCCAGUUGAUUUUCACUAUGUGAAAAAUUGGGCCCAGUUCUUUGUCCAUGAUGCUAGCACUGCUUCUGCAUUGAAGGAUGUCAACCUCAAGAUUUGUGAUGAGGCGAACCGAAAGUUACGUAUCUUUGUCAAUCCCUCUGCUGUUCCCCACUCUGUGCAGAAUAAGUUUAAUCCGGAACAAAUGGAGCAGCUAAAGCUGACCAUGUACAAACGAUAUGAUGACUUGCAGCAAGCUCUUGACCUCCAGAGCUUACGCUUUGACCCAGACUUGGUGGGCCAUGAUAUUGACAUGAUCCUGAAUCGAAGACACUGCAUGGCUGCCACCCUGAAGAUCAUCGAAGAGGAUUUCCCUGAGAUGCUGUCCUUGAACUUGCGCAGCAACAAAAUGUACCAGCUGGAUGGCCUAUCUGAUAUUUUAAAGAAGGCACCCAAAGUCAAGAUCCUGAACCUCUCCAAAAAUGAACUGAAGUCGGCUUGGGAGUUGGACAAGAUGAAAGGACUGCAGCUGGAAGAACUCUGGCUACAUGGGAACCCGUUGUGCCACAACUUCUCAAACCAGUCCAAGUACAUAAGCUUCAUCUUCGAAUUGUUCCCCAGGUUAUUACGCCUGGAUGGCCAGGAGUUACCACCACCAGUUAUCGUUGACUCUGAAGCCCCCAAGAUAAUAAAGCCUUGCAAGGAAAGCUAUAAAGGAUCUGAGGCCCUGAAGAGUCUCGUCCUGCAAUUCCUGCAGCAGUAUUACUUUAUCUAUGACUAUGGAAACCGUCAGGGACUCCUCGGUGCAUACCAUGACGAGGCCUGUUUCUCCCUGACCACUCCCUUCAGACCCCAGGACACGGCCCUAAGCAGCUUGAGCGAGUACUUCAAGGUCAGCAGGAAUUUGAAGAAGCUCAAGGACCCUGACCUGCGGGUUCAGCUGCUGAAGCACACAAAACAUGACAUUGUUGACUCCUUCAGUGUGUUGCCCAAAACCCAGCAUGACUUUGGCUCCUUCCUGGUGGAUAUGUGUGUUCAGACGGAAAGGAUGCUCUGCUUUUCUGUCAAUGGGGUGUUCCAGGAAGUGGAAGGAAAGUCUCAGGGAUCUGUUCGUGCCUUCACCCAGAUCUUCGUCACUAUUCCUGGCAGCAGUUCCAGUCUGUGCAUCGUGAACGAAGAGCUGUUUGUGAGGGACGCCAGCCCCAAAGAAACCCAGGGUGUCUUCUCCAUCCCAAUACCCACACCCUCCUCCAGGUACAUGCUCACCCUCUCCCAGGAGCAGCAGGAAAUGGUGCAGGCUUUCUCCAUCCAGUCUGGGAUGAAACUCGAGUGGUCUCUGAAGUGCCUGCAGGACAAUGAAUGGAACUACACCACAGCUGGACAGGUCUUCACCAUGCUCAAGGCUGAGGGCAAGAUUCCAGAGGAAGCCUUCACACAAAGCCCCUAAAUGGAGCCCUUGGAUGUCAUCUUCGUCUUCAUCCACAUCAUCUUCGUUUCUCCUUUCUCCAGCCUGAUGCCUCCCCUGUGACUGGGGUUAUAGGUCCAGAUGACCAAGAAGCCAAAGUUAGUUUGUAGACCAGACCUUAACCAAAUGAAGGGACACUUGUUCUGUGUAGUUUUCUCACUCACGAUCUCUGCUUAUUCUCAUAAUAAAGAAUGAUA